AGACAGUCACAGUCAAACCGAGCUGCUAUGGUGACGCUCCUGUGAUGUGACACGUUACAUUCAGAGCUUAAAUUAACAUACGAUGAAGUGAGAAAUGGCAAAACGUCCGGGGACAGACGACGGGAUGCUGCCUUCACCCACAAUUCCCAGGGAUUUCGCGGUGGAUUUUAACACCGAGGACUUGGGCUGCAUGGGCUGCGGAGACGGAGCCGAGGAGGUCUCUCUGGAGGAGAUCUUGAGCCUGUACAGCCAGCCCAUAAACGAGGAGCAAGCGUGGGCCGUGUGCUAUCAAUGCUGCCGGACGUUAGCGCAGCAGAAACACCGGCGGAAAAGCUUCAAGUCCAGCGGCGCGACACCUGAAGACUUCCCGCGGAGGAUUGAGGGACCCGGGGAUGUGGCGCUGGGGAGAGACGGGACUGUCAAACUAGUGUAUAAAAACGUUUCAGAUAAAUACAGACCGCCGCCUACAUCGUUAGAGGUGGUUGAGUCAUUGGGCAUCAUGAUCUACAAAGCUCUGGACUAUGGACUGAAGGAGAACGAGGAGCGUGAACUGAGCCCACCUCUGGAGCGACUUAUCGACAUGAUGACCAACACGGAGGAGACAGAGAGUGACUCCUGUCCUGACGAAGGCUAUGAGGCCACAGAGGAGGAAGAGGAGGAGCGGGAGGAAGAGCCAGUAUCUGUGACUGAGGCCAGUACUGUGAGCCGGAUACAGAGUUAUAAAGACAUCCUCAUGAUUUGUUCCUCCCACCUCCCGAGCCCCUCAGAUGCACCCAACCACUACCAGGCUGUGUGUCGCGCUCUGUAUGCAGAAACCAGAGAACUGAACACCUUUCUGCAGAAAAUUAAGAGUGCCAAGGAGAACCUGCAGAAAAUGGAGGGUGAGACACGGGAGGAGUCUGCUCAAGACCUCAACGAGUUACAAAAUUCAGACUGGGCUCGGUUCUGGGUCCAGGUGAUGAGAGAUCUCAGACAUGGUGUGAAGUUAAAGAAAGUACAGGAGCGACAAUACAACCCACUGCCCAUAGAGUACCAGCUAACACCUUACGAAAUGCUCAUGGACGACAUUCGCUCCAAACGAUACAAGUUGAGAAAAGUCAUGGUUAAUGGAAACAUUCCACCAAGGUUAAAGAAAAGUGCCCAUGAGAUCAUCCUUGAGUUUAUCAGAUCACGACCUCCUCUCAACCCGGUUGCGGCCCGUAAACUGAAGCCCCACCCACCCCGUCCCCGGAGCCUUCACGAGCGUCUUCUGGAGGACAUUAAAGCCGAGAGGAAGCUCCGACCUGUCUCUCCUGACAUGAUCCGCAGACAUCGCUUGGGUGCAGGGAAGAGCAUCAGCACUCCUCAAGAUUUGUUUCGCGGCUCAGACACCCCAGACGCUCCUAGGAAGCUGGUCGGUAGUACCCAAUCUUUGACGAGCAGCACCCCGACCCCGAACCAGAGCGGAGUCCAGCCACUGUCCCAGAGAAAGAGGCUCCUCAAGGCACCCACCCUGGCAGAACUGGACAGCUCUGAUUCUGAGGGGGAGACAUCAAAGAGCAGCAGCAGUAUAUUAGAAGAAAAAUUGGCAUCAAUCGCCGAGAAGAAGACUCCUCCCAAAUUUCUUCCAAUUUCUGCAACCCCACAGCCAGACAAGCGGCAGCCAUCUCCACAGAGGAGGCAUUCAAUAGAGAAAGAGGCCCCCACAAGCGUACGCCCGUUCAUACCUCCAUCCAAACAGAGCUCCAAGUCUUUGGUGAAGGAUGCCAGCGCAGCUCAGGGAACGGAGGAGUUUUGUUAUCCAGUAGAGUGUCUCACUCUCACAGUGGAGGAGGUCAUGCACAUCCGUCAGGUUUUGGUCAAAGCAGAGCUAGAGAAAUUUCAGCAAUACAAAGAUGUCUAUAAUGCACUGAAGAAAGGAAAGCUUUGCUUUUCAUGUCGGACAAAGAGGUUUUCAUUCUUUACUUGGUCAUACACAUGCCAGUUCUGCAAAAGGCCUGUGUGCUCUCAAUGCAGUAAAAAGAUGCGGCUUCCCUCUAAACCUUAUUCCACGUUGCCCAUUUACUCUUUGGGUCCGAGUUCUAUGGCCAAAGAAGAGGGAUCGACUGCAGCCUCUGACGCUGAAAAACAACCUUUUGGACAGCACCGCCACAGUCUGCGCCGAAGUGUUCACAAGUUGUCCAAGCACAACAGCAAAGACGGGAAGUCACUAGAUGAUCUGGAGCUUCCCAAGGAGCUGACGGAGGACUGGGUGACGAUGGAGGUGUGUGUAGACUGUAAGAAGUUCAUCACAGAAAUCAUCUCCUCAAGCAAACGUAGUCUCAGUGUGGCCACCAAACGCGCUCGCAUCAACCGCAAAACCCAGUCCUUUUACCUGUCCUCAUCAGCAUCUGCUAACUUCAGACCGCUGGAGCGCAGCAUCAAAGAAGUAUAAACAAAACGGGACGUAAAUGGACAAUGUUUUCAACACAGCAUGAAGACGAUAGAUCCCACUUCGAGUUAGUAAAAGGUUGUAGCACCUUACCCUUCCUCUCUCAGGAAAUGUUGGCACGCUAAUCGAAAGAUGUCAUGAAGCAAAGAAUGGCCUGGACUUCUGUAUUAGCUGCCAGACGACUAAGGAGAGUCAUGUAUUUGUAAUAGCAGUGAUUUUUCAGGAAAAACAAUUGUGUAAACGGCUACAUGUCAAUUUAUUUGAAUAUAGUGGAAAACUACAUUUAUUUCCAUAGUUCAUUACAAAGAGCAUAUUAAGAAAACACAAACACCAAAUGUAGACUAUAUAAUAUUUAUUAGUUGUGUUCCGGACAUGUCCCACUGGGAGGAGGCCCCGGGGAAGACCCAGGACUCGCUGGAGGGACUAUGUCUCACGGCUGGCCUGGGAACACCUUGGGGUUUCACCAGAGGAGCCGAGGAGUGUCUGGGGUGGGGGAAGUCUAAGAGUCCCUGCUUAGACUGCUGCCCCAGAUGGAUGGAUAUUAGCUGUGUUUCUAUCACCUUAUUUUUAAUGUUCAUUUUAAAGGUUGAUUAGCUUUCUUCAGGUGGAUUUUGAUUUAUGCGCAGUGAACACACAUUUUGGAAGUUGGAAACACAUUUACUGACUCUUUUAAUUUAGUCCACUAUAUUCAUAUGUACUUACCUGUGCCUGUAAGGUCAAAGAUACAGUAUAUUCACUGAAAGCCAAAUUUUGAGUGAAGUGUAGAUAGUUACAAAGGCGCAUUCCCUACUAUUAGCUAUAAAUGUUCUGAUUCCUGUUUACUGGGCACUCAGGAAAUACAAGUGAUUGUGUUUUGACAGAGAUGCACUGUAGAGACUCCUGUCGGGUCUGCCACUUCUCUCACUCUUCCAGCAACAAUUAAUAUGCCAAAUGUUACUUGAUUCAUUGUAUAGUUCAUCUCACAAAUGCUAUUUUUUUCCACUGUUAUUGGGGUGAAAUUGUGAGCAGUGAGAGGAUUAUAUUUUUCACCCUGGGGUAAAGGAGGGUUUACAGUUAUGUAGAUUUAAAUUCUGUGCCUGGUGCCAAAAUGUAACGUGUUUUUGAAUGCCUUGUUGAACUGCUGUAAAUAUGUGUCAAUGAAACAAAGCAGGUGAUGUAUGAUAUGAGAUGCCUUUUUAUUAGAAGCACAGAAAUACUGUACAUUAUAUUUAAGAAUAGGCACACAUUUAUUGAAAUCAAAGUACAUUAUAAUUUAGAUUUUUAUUAUGUUCAAGCCUAGAGUUUUAGUCUUAUCUUCAUUUCCCUUGUUCAGUUGCAUAGUUACUGUUAAUAAAGAUGUAUUUUUUGUAUAGUUUAAUAUAUUUCAGUGUUAAUCUUAUAGCACUUUUACCGGGCCAAUGAGUUGUCUAUUUUUCUUAUAAUUCUUAUAAUUUUGUUUUUUUCGAAAUCUCAUGUUCUAAUUACCAUUUAUCAGAGUCAUGUCAUAAUUUAAAUAUGAAUGAAAAGCAGAAAACAAAAACAACAUUCACUACUAUGACCCAGCUGUUGCAUUCAGGACUUGUUUCUAAAAUACAUAUAUUACCAGCUUUUCCUCAAGGAAUGUGUGCAUGCAUCCUUCUGUUUUUAUUAAAGAACAGACAAUAAAAAGUGAAGAUUUUACCAUUG
Molecule: messenger RNA, 4075 nt
Organism: Periophthalmus magnuspinnatus
Lineage: Eukaryota; Metazoa; Chordata; Actinopteri; Gobiiformes; Gobiidae
Gene: spire1a
Product: spire-type actin nucleation factor 1a
Exons: 18
Coding region: 95-2413 (772 amino acids)
Biological process (GO): actin filament network formation; Golgi vesicle transport; actin filament polymerization
Cellular component (GO): cytoplasmic vesicle membrane; cell cortex
Molecular function (GO): actin binding
Source: RefSeq, a predicted model, not a curated record